Messenger RNA from Neolamprologus brichardi, 4209 nucleotides. Its product is annotated as netrin receptor UNC5D-like. Gene Ontology annotation, biological process: netrin-activated signaling pathway; axon guidance. Gene Ontology annotation, cellular component: membrane. Gene Ontology annotation, molecular function: netrin receptor activity; protein binding. The record is from RefSeq and is a predicted model, not a curated record. NCBI's taxonomy places the organism in Eukaryota, Metazoa, Chordata, Actinopteri, Cichliformes, Cichlidae.
CGCAGCUGAGUGGCGAGUGCUGAAAGCUCCGCACCGCUUUCCAUCUCUUCCUUCCGCACUGCGAUUCCGUUAGGAGACGGUCCUCUUUGGCGGACACGUACUAGCCCACCUGGACAGAGGUUUUCAUCAGGACACGGAAACGUGUUAAAAGGAGUCUCGUGCAAACGACAAAUGCACGAGACCCGAGGCCGGUGCCCCCAGACCCGACGGGGAGGGAGACAAGCAGAGCAGUGAUGGGACAGUUCUCGGGAGGAUGCUACCUGAGUUUUUUCAUCUUUGUGCUUCUUGGUUCGCAGGCGCCGACCACAUUAGCGAGAGGUCAACGAGGUGAAGCCCUCCAGCAUGGACAAUCUGGGACCCUGCCUCACUUCCUGGAGGAGCCUGUCGAUGCCUACAUUGUCAAAAGUAAUCCCAUCAAGCUCCGGUGUCAAGCUCGGCCUGCGCUCCAGAUCUUCUUCAAGUGCAAUGGUGAAUGGGUCCACCAGAGCCAGCACAUGUCUCAAGAGCACACUGACCUCACAACAGGGUUGAAGAUCCGUGAAGUGAUGAUCAACGUGUCGCGUCAGCAGGUGGAGGACUUUCAUGGCCCAGAGGACUACUGGUGUUUGUGUGUCGCCUGGAGUCACCUGGGAACUUCCAAGAGCCGCAAGGCAACAGUCCGGAUUGCCUACCUGCGGAAGAACUUUGAGCAGGACCCCCAAGGCACCGAGGUGCCUCUGAAUGGCAUGAUUGUGUUGCAUUGUCGUCCCCCAGAGGGAGUGCCUGUGGCUGAGGUGGAUUGGCUGAAAAAUGAGGAAAACCUGAGCUUUGAUGAUGGUAAUAUCAUGGAGAAAAAAGGUGACCACAACCUGAUCAUCUCAGAGGCCCGGCUGUCUGACUCUGGAAACUACACCUGUGUUGCCAGCAACAUUGUGGCCAAGCGACGCAGUGCCACUGCUACUGUUAUAGUCUAUGUGAAUGGUGGCUGGUCAUCCUGGACGGACUGGUCUCCCUGUAACGUGCGCUGCGGUCGAGGUGUGCAAAAACGCUCUCGCACUUGCACAAAUCCAGCGCCUCUCAAUGGUGGAGCCUUCUGUGAGGGCAUGUCAGUUCAGAAGAGUACCUGCAACACAGUGUGUCCAGUGGAUGGCGGCUGGGGAGAGUGGAGUGAGUGGUCAACGUGUAGUUCGGACUGCGAGAGGCAGCGCAGCAGAGAGUGUACUGCUCCGGAGCCCAAGCAUGGGGGGCGACUGUGUGACGGGGUGGCAGUGGCUACAGAAAACUGCACAGGCGGCCUCUGUACACAGAAUCGGAAGUUGCUGCAUGAUGCCAAGCCACAAGGUGUGGAGAACAGCAGUGACGUUGCCCUGUAUUCAGGCCUGGCUGCAGGGGUGGUGACAGUUGUACUGCUCAUCGUCGCUGUCACUCUUUACCGAAGGAGCCAGAGUGAGUACGGUGUGGAUGUCAUUGACUCAUCCGCCCUUACCGGAGGCUUUCAGUCCUUCAGCUUCAAGACCUCUCGUCAAGCAAAUCCUCUGCUUAUUAAUUCAUCCAUGCAACCUGAUCUGACAGUGUCACGUACCUACACCAGCCCCAUGUGUUUUCAGGACUCCAUUGACAAGGAGCUAAUGGCUGAGCGCUCACUCCUUGACCCGUUGCCUGAUCUUAAGGUUAAAGGGGUGACGGAAAGGGCAGAGUACCACGUCAUGUCCCACCCUCAGACAUUUCCAAGGGGACUGGCUCCAGACUAUAGAGGGGUUGCAGUGGGGACAACACUGGGCAGAAGAGGCAAAAACCUUUUCAGUCCACACGUCUCUCUGACUCCCCGCCUGCCUCUGCACAGAGCAACUGCAGUGUUUGGCCAUGCUGGAGGCAGGCUCGUGGUACCCAACACAGGUAUCAGCCUGCUGGUGCCUCACGGGGGGAUUGCAGAAGACACUACCUGGGAGAUGUACAUGAGCAUCAACCAGGAGGACAGCAGUACCGUGUCCGACGAUGGGUCAGAGAUCUUUUUGAGCCCUGCAGUGACAUACGGCCCACCAGGCCUUGACCUCUCCUAUCCAAUAGCCAUGACCAUAGCCCAUUGUGCAGAAGUUGCUGCUGAUAAUUGGACCAUCCGCCUAAAGAGACACAUCCAAGACAACAAGUGGGAGGAAGUGAUGUCUGUAGACGAGGAGAGCACCUCCUGUUACUGUCUGCUGGAGGCCCAGAAGUGCCAUGUGCUGUUGGAGCAUCCAGGUCGCUACGCUCUGGUGGGGGAGCCGCUGAAUCAGGAGGCAGGCAAGCGUCUGAGGCUGGCUGUGUUUGGUAGUCCGGAUGCCAGCAACUCUCUGGGCUUCACCCUCAGGGUUUACUGUGUGGACGACACACCCCAUGCAUUUCAGGAGGUGGCAGUGGGCGAGCGCAGCAGGGGCGGGCGGCUGCUGGAGGAGCCUAAAAUGAUGCUGUUUAAGGCGAACACUUUCAGCCUCCAGGUAUCCAUCCAGGAUGUCCCACAGUUGCUCUGGAGCAUCAAGCCUUUCACCACCUGCCAGGAGUUCUCCUUUUCUCAGGUGUGGGCCAGUAACCAGCAUCCCCUGCAGUGUGCCUUCACUUUGGAGCGAUACAGCCACUCCUCGUCACAGCUCUCCUGCAAGAUCAGCAUCCGACAGGUCACGGGCAAGGAGCAGAUACUACAGGUCUACACGUCUGUAGUGGAGAAUGAAAAGGGAGUGGUUCCCUUUUUCACGCAGUCGGACUGUACCAUCACCUCGCAGACAGGGUCAAGGGCCUUUAAAAUCCCCCUGUCCAUCCGUCAGCGGAUCAGCACCACCUUUGACACCGCAAAUGCCAACGGGAAGGACUGGCAGCUCCUGGCUCAAAAGCUCCACAUAGACAGGAACUUGUGCUACUUUGCAUGUCAGGAGAGCCCGUCAUCAGUGAUUCUGACUCUAUGGGAAGCCCAGCACCCGGAUUCUGGGGACCUGGACUCUCUGGCCAGUGCCCUGGAAGAAAUCAGCAAGGUUCAUUCCCCUAAGGCGGUCUCUCUCAGCUGCAGCAAAGAGGAACGGGACUCUGAAUUCACAAAACUGGCGUAGAGUGGCUGUACGAAAAUGAUGAAAUGAUGAAAAUGAUGAACCUUUACUGCAUGAACAUUUAUGUUCAGGUGUAGUAACUAACCUACAGUGAGGUGAAGGAGAUGCACAGAGGCCAGCAGGGCAACUAAAUUUUUGACUGUUACUAAAGGAACACCUCUGUUAAACCAAAUGAACCAUAGAGGCAGAAGGAAAUCAGGAAAUGACCAAGAGAUGUGUUAUUAGGAGGCACCAACAAACUUUGGAAAGGCAUCUCAAAUUGACACACAAACACACACACAUUCAUCUUUCAUUGAGAAAUGUCAACUCCUGAUACUUCUGAAGACCAAUUUGAUACCCUGUGUUAAAGGAUUACAGAAGCCUGUGAAAAGAAGACAAAGUGUGUUUUAAGGAAGCUGCCAAUCAGGUUGGUGCCGUGACCUCCCAGGAUUGGAUGUGCCGGUACUUGCCCUCAAACAGUCUUCUGGGCUGUCAAAAUGUUUAGUGUAAUGCCAUAUUUUCUUUAUGUCACUGACACCUCAUGCUUUUUUUUUCUUUUCUGCACAUAUUUCUGCUGAAGCUUUUUAAAAACACAAAGAAAAAAUGAAUAUUGGCUCUUUAUUUUGUCAGAACAUCUUAUUCCACAGUGAUCAGUAUAUAAAAGGACCUGGAGUCCACAUGCUAAGGAGAUGGAGAUUUAUGAGAAAUUACUUUUUAAAUGCCUUUGAGAGUCAUUUUACACACUUUUUUCAGCUCAACAGACAGACUCCACUGUCAAAGCACCGACAGCAGAGGAGGGUAACUCACCCACCACUGAUCUGUGCCUCAUAUAGCAAUGCAGCCAGAGGUCCAUCCCUGAGCGUCUCUCUUCUUAAUUUGGAGGAAAAUUACAUUUUACUGUGAGUGACCUCAUAGCAGGCAGACAGUGGGGACAGAAGUGUGUAAAACAAAAACAAAAAAAAAAGAUUUCUGGAGCAUGGAGAUGAUCAAAUACCAGGAAAUGGUUAUACAGAGACACUUUGCCAUCUCUUACUCCCAAUACUUCUGUACGAUCUUCCCAAGCAGAGGCAGCAUCCACUCAAAAAAGAAGAUAAAAAAAAGAUACCCUGAUCAGGAAGCUCCCACAUUCGGUUGCUCCAGCUGCCCCCUCAACUUAAUAAAGUGACUUUGUGUUGAA